UAUAUCUGCUUAAGCACAGACGCCAUUAAACAAAAGGCUCCUGAGUGGGUAGAGAGCUAGGAGAUCGUGUAGUGAAGCAGGGCAGGCCGUAGCCUCAGGGGUGGGGGAGCAUUACCGGGUUAGAGAUCAAGAAGGGACGAGGCCAAGGGGACAGUAGAGGUCCUGGUUGACAGCACACAGAGCGGCCAGAAGAUCAUCUGGGGUUUGCGGAUCACAUAUCUGGGCCCAAAGCAGUAGUGCCGGCUGAGAAGCAGAGCGAAGCCUUCCCAAAGUGCACUGAGCCCUUGGAUAAAGCGCACAGGAAGCCGGGCCUUGGAUACUGAGCCUGUGCGUAGCGCCGUACAUACCGGGGCCGGGUGGGAUAUGAUGUUUCCUCAAAGCAGCAGCCGGCACUCGGGCUCUUCGCAUUUGCCCCAGCAACUCAAAUUCACAACCUCAGAUUCAUGUGAUAGAAUUAAGGAUGAAUUUCAACUGCUGCAGGCACAGUAUCACAGUCUAAAGCUGGAGUGUGAUAAGCUGGCCAGUGAGAAAUCUGAGAUGCAACGGCACUAUGUCAUGUAUUAUGAGAUGUCAUAUGGACUGAAUAUCGAAAUGCACAAACAGGCUGAAAUAGUGAAGCGUUUAAAUGGAAUCUGUGCACAGGUGUUGCCUUAUCUCUCACAGGAGCACCAGCAGCAAGUCCUGGGAGCCAUUGAGCGAGCAAAGCAAGUGACUGCUCCAGAGCUGAACUCCAUCAUCCGUCAGCUUCAGGUGCAUCAACUCUCCCAGCUUCAGGCUUUGGCCCUUCCUCUCACUCCUUUGCCUGUGGGAUUGCAGGCACCUUCUCUGCCUGUCAGUGCAAGCAGUGGCCUUCUCUCCCUGUCGGCAUUAGGCUCUCAGGGCCAUCUUCCCAAGGAGGACAAGAAUGGCCAUGACGGUGACCCACGGGCUGAUGAUGAUGGUGACAAGUCUGAUUAAACAAAGAGCUGGAGGAGAUGGAUGAAGGUGCAGCGUAGCAGUGACCUUAGCACUGAAUAAGAGAGGUGCAACAAUGUGCAUUAUCCAGACAUGCAGUUGAGGAACCUAUGGUUUCAGAAUGCAGGGUACCGGCAGCCAGUAGGUUAAUGCACAUUUGUUUGAUCACAUAUGUAAAUGCAUACGUAUUAUAUAUGGAGUAAACUGAAAACCUUAUUGUAAAUUAAUUGGUUAUAUGUAACGGAAAAAGCACAAGCCACUCUGAUUUUGAAUUAUUUUCUGCCCUCCAAUAUUAAUGCAUUAGUUCAAUUUAGUGACCAUACACUACAUAAAAUUGUAGCAGCUUCCUGAUUAAUUUUGACUAUUAAGUAUCAGAAGCAUUUGUGUAGAUCAUUAGCUGAACUUACUCAGCAGUGAUAAGCCUGUUGGAAAAAGGGGGUGGUUUAUCUCCCUGAAGUAUUUUUGUUUGCAUUUUCCUUCAAGCCUCCCCCCCCUCCCCGACUGGCAGAUAAAUAUAUAGUGCCCACAAGGCACCAACUGAUUUUAUAGGCUGCUGUUCCUACAUUACAGACAAAGCUGUCUUUGGCUGAAAGAGUAGGCUGAUUAACCCUUUAGUUGCCAGUUAUGCCUAGAACAAACCCAAACAACAUUUUAUUUGUAUUGAAAGCUCUUUCUAUGAGAGAAUCCUCUCAAACAUAUCGGCACUGCACUAGAUUUUUUACAUUUAUUUGUUAUAUUUUUUUUACUCUGCAAAUCUCUACCCCCAUGAUAUGGAUAUGGAAUUACCAUCUGCCAGUCCCUGCACAACUGCAUCUUUCAUCCUGCCAUCUUGGGGAGAGGGGGAGUUGAAUCAAUUAGCAAACUGAGUUAAUCAUUACCUGCCAGGGAUCUUCUACCAGUGUUAAGGCAGAUGGCACGCAAAAGCGCCUAUUGCGGCUCCCAUUGACUUAGAGAGGGAGUUGACGGAAAACACCAGUACUGGCACUUUUCAGCCCUAAAAUGUUCAUUAGUUUUCGUCCACUUUCAGCAGACUGAAAAGCACCAUGUGUGCCAUUAGUCUUAAGAGCUCAUGAAAAAAUGACAGCCCUCCAUAUAUCUUAAAGGUAGCGUUUGCCAGGCAAGGUGUGUGCUCUGUACAUAGUCCUGUAGAGAUGCUCCAUUUAUUUUCCUUUUAAUUUUGUUCUUUUUGUGUCUGAUCUUUUGACCCUGUUGAUACUUUGUGUGGAGGGUGUGACCGUGCCUUUUACAAUAAAUUGUUACAAUGCCUGCUCA
Molecule: messenger RNA, 2226 nt
Organism: Xenopus tropicalis (tropical clawed frog)
Lineage: Eukaryota; Metazoa; Chordata; Amphibia; Anura; Pipidae
Gene: tle5
Product: TLE family member 5, transcriptional modulator
Exons: 7
Coding region: 364-957 (197 amino acids)
Biological process (GO): regulation of DNA-templated transcription
Cellular component (GO): nucleus
Source: RefSeq, a predicted model, not a curated record